CGUGCAAUCUUGCUCGAAAGGCGAACCCAGAAGUAUCAGCGGCGGGACGAGAGGAGAGGGAAGGCGAGCAAGAAGAGGGUCUUCUUCUUGGACGUGAACCCUUUGUGCUACGAGGGAAGCACUCCCAGCUUGCGCUCCUUCGCUCGAUGGAUCUCUCUCUUCUUCUCGCAAGUCAGCCACAGCAACCCAGUUGUUGCUAUUCUUGAUGGGGAAAGGGGCAGCGAGCAUCGAAGACGGUUGUUACCUUCGUAUAAAGCACGAAGGAGGAAAUUCUCGAGGUAUGUCUCGCCUUUGCUAAGAUCUUCGCGGAGCUCAGUGGAAAGGUCUCAUCAAUCCGUCAUAAGUUUCCUCAAGGAAUGCAAUGUCCCGGUCAUUAAAGUUGAAGACCAUGAGGCAGAUGAUGUUGUAGCUACUCUCGUUGGGCAAGCUCUUCAAGGGUAUCGAGUAGUCAUUGCCUCUCCUGAUAAAGAUUUUAAGCAGCUGAUUUCUGAAGAUGUCCAGAUUGUUAUGCCUGUGGAUGAGUUACAGCGCUGGUCCUUUUACACUCUGAAGCACUAUAUCGAGCAGUAUAACUGUGAUCCGGAUUCCGAUCUGAGCCUUAGAUGUAUCCUGGGUGAUGAUGUUGAUGGUGUUCCUGGAAUCCAACACCUGGUUCCAGCAUUUGGUCGGAAGACUGCUGUCAAGCUGCUAAAGAAACAUGGAUCAUUGGAAAAUUUACUAAACACCGCAGCAGUUAGAACUGUGGGUAAACAAUAUGCACAAGAAGCCCUAACAAAGCAUGCAAAUUAUCUGCGAAGAAAUUAUGAAGUUCUAGCACUGAAGAGGGAUGUCAAUGUUUUUCUUCAAGAGGAGUGGCUGGUUGAAAGAAAUUCCACUGGUGAUUCAAGAAAUUUAUCUACCUUCCUCACAUUGCUGGGAGAGGCGAAGCUCUAUAAUCGAAACAGACAUCAUUCUCCAAAGAAUUCAAGCUCAGAAGAUAGAUGAUGUUGAGGUGGGGAGUUGCAGAGCAUCUUGUUGGCAACUUGGCAUAAUGGAAGACGGGAUGUUCAAGGGAGAGAUUAAUGUAAAAGAUGAAUUUGGGGGAUCAAUCUGGUUCUGAAUACCAAACUCCACUUAUCCAACCAACAGAGGUAUAAUGGGAUUCUUUUUAUUCCUGCCCUCGCCUUCCUCACGAGGCUAGUAUAUUUUUCCGUGGAGGAGCAACUAGUUUUUGACAGAUUAGAGUCAUGUGGUGCAGCUGAUUUCAUCUGGUUCAAGUGGCUUCCAUCGUGGUGUUACUUAUUAAUUUUGUGCUGUCAGAAUGGUGCAUAUGUUCCCAAGGGGUUUGAGCUUGAUAUUCUGUGUACUGUAAUAGCUAUCGGCGGUGGAUGCAUGUAGAUGGGAUAUAUCUCAUCUUUCUAACAAACUUGUUUUUGGCCGUCUUCCAAUUGGCCAUAAGAACAAAGCCAUAGCCAUGCUAAUAAGCUUAUCCCCGGCGCAUUUUCCUGCUCUUCAGUCCGGUUUAGCCCAAGGAAACCAUGUUCGCGUUUAGGAGCAGGCCUUUACUUCUGUGAGAACAGCCGUGAAUUCAUCACUCCCUUCUCUUCUCCUCCUCCUCUUCGCAUGUUCCUUUGUCAUUCUCUUCCUUAUUCACUUGUAAAGAUGUUUACUUUGGGACCCUACGAUUGAGGCCUCCAAAAAUGAUGAGAAUUGGGGCAUGUUGCAUUAUUAGAUUUA
This is a messenger RNA of Eucalyptus grandis, 1716 nucleotides long. Its product is annotated as 5'-3' exonuclease-like. Lineage: Eukaryota; Viridiplantae; Streptophyta; Magnoliopsida; Myrtales; Myrtaceae. The record is from RefSeq and is a predicted model, not a curated record. Gene Ontology annotation, molecular function: DNA binding; 5'-flap endonuclease activity. Gene Ontology annotation, biological process: DNA replication, Okazaki fragment processing.